Messenger RNA from Prunus dulcis (almond), 3093 nucleotides. RefSeq names its product potassium transporter 11-like. Gene Ontology annotation, molecular function: potassium ion transmembrane transporter activity. Gene Ontology annotation, biological process: potassium ion transmembrane transport. Bases 482 to 2896 code for a protein of 804 amino acids. The record is from RefSeq and is a predicted model, not a curated record. Lineage: Eukaryota; Viridiplantae; Streptophyta; Magnoliopsida; Rosales; Rosaceae. The transcript is spliced from 9 exons. Gene Ontology annotation, cellular component: membrane.
CCUCUCUCUCUUCCUCCUCUGUCCGCCUCUUUCUAUAUUCUCUCUCAUUGAUUGGCAGAGAGAUGCUUUAUGUGUAAACUCUUUCAUUAAAGCAGCUGAGAAAGUCCUUGUGUUUUUUUCUGUUAUUUGUCUGAAACUUUGUGCUUUGAACAGAUAAACAGCCAAAACGCCCUGUGAACCUGCACACAACUCUCUCUUUCUGUUACAGCCUUCGUUUUUUUCCCUGAAAACCGACUUGGGCUUCUGCUUAUCUCUCUGCUUUAGUACAAAGGGAUGCUUAUUGAUCAUGUGGCUGAGCCUCAGCCUCUUCUCCAGUUGACCCCACUUGGGAAUUCCAGUGACAAAAUUGUAUUGCUGGGUUUCAAUUCAUAGUUCUAUUGGGAAUAGAUUUCAAGUGAAGAUCAAAUUUUGAAGAUCUGGUUCCAAUCACUUUUAGUGAUAGUUCAUAUUGGUUUUCUUUGAGUUUUUCUAUUAUAGCUUUAUGAAAGCUGCAGAAUCAUUUGAAAUUUCAAUGGCUUCAAGAGUGGAGAUUGAUGAAGAUAGUGAUACCAACAAAGGCAGUAUGUGGGUUUUGGAUCAGAAGCUUGACCAACCCAUGGAUGAGGAGGCUGGCAGGCUUAGAAAUAUGUACAGGGAAAAGAAGUUCUCUGCACUAUUGCUUAUGCGGCUUGCAUUCCAAAGUCUUGGAGUGGUUUUUGGAGAUUUGGGUACUUCUCCCUUGUAUGUUUUCUACAAUACGUUUCCUCAUGGAAUUUCAGACCCGGAGGAUGUGGUUGGAGCUCUUUCAUUGAUUAUAUACUCUCUUACUCUUAUUCCGCUCCUCAAGUAUGUGUUCGUUGUUUGUAGGGCGAAUGACAGUGGUCAAGGUGGAACAUUUGCUCUUUAUUCAUUGCUCUGCCGACAUGCAAAUGUAAAAACUAUUCCUAACCAACACCGGACUGAUGAAGAGCUAACAACGUAUAGUCGUUCUACUUUCCAUGAACAAUCAUAUGCUGCAAAAACCAAGAAGUGGUUGGAGGGGCAUGCAUCAAGGAAGAAUGCCCUUCUUCUUCUGGUCCUCGUUGGCACUUGUAUGGUGAUUGGUGAUGGGAUUCUUACUCCAGCUAUAUCUGUUUUAUCAGCUGCUGGUGGGAUCAAAGUAAGCAGCCCUGGCAUGAAAAAUGAUUAUGUCAUACUUGUUGCUGUUGUAAUAUUAGUAGGCUUGUUUAGCGUACAGCACUAUGGUACAGAUAAAGUUGGUUGGCUCUUUGCUCCCAUUGUGCUUCUUUGGUUUCUCUUAAUUGGAGGUAUUGGCAUAUUCAACAUCUGGAAACAUGACAGUAGUGUUUUGAGAGCUUUUUCGCCCGUCUAUAUAUAUCGGUAUUUUAAAAGGAAUGGGAGAGAUGGUUGGACUUCCCUUGGAGGUAUCAUGCUUAGUAUAACAGGGACUGAAGCACUCUUUGCCGACCUUGCCCAUUUUCCAGUUUCAGCUGUACAGAUUGCUUUCACUACGGUUGUGUUUCCUUGCCUUCUUUUAGCCUAUUCUGGUCAAGCUGCGUACCUUAUGAAAAAUCAUGACAACAAAACUGUGCUUCAAGCAUUUUAUCUUUCCAUUCCAGAGAAAAUAUAUUGGCCAGUCUUCAUUGUUGCGACUCUAGCUGCAGUAGUUGCAAGUCAAGCAACUAUAUCGGCGACUUUUUCAAUAAUUAAGCAGGCUCUUGCACUUGGCUGUUUUCCUAGAGUCAAAGUUGUACACACAUCAAAGAAGUUCCUCGGCCAAAUAUAUAUUCCAGAUAUUAAUUGGAUUCUUAUGAUUCUUUGCAUUGCUGUGACUGCUGGAUUCAAAAAUCAAAGCCAAAUUGGAAAUGCGUAUGGGACGGCAGUUGUCGUGGUCAUGCUAGCAACCACACUGCUCAUGACUCUAAUCAUGAUAUUAGUGUGGCGCUGUCAUUGGAUUCUUGUCCUGAUAUUCACUGGUUUGUCACUGGUUGUGGAAUGCACUUACUUUUCCGCUGUCCUCUUCAAGGUUGAUCAAGGUGGAUGGGUUCCUCUUGUGAUUGCAGCUGCCUUUCUUCUCAUCAUGUAUGUUUGGCAUUAUGGUACAUUGAAACGUUAUGAGUUUGAGAUGCACAGUAAGGUUUCAAUGGCAUGGCUUCUUGGACUUGGCCCCAGUUUAGGACUGGUUCGGGUCCCUGGGAUAGGACUUGUGUACACCGAGCUUGCAAGUGGAGUGCCUCACAUCUUUUCCCACUUCAUCACCAACCUGCCUGCGAUCCAUUCGGUUGUCGUCUUUGUUUGUGUGAAGUAUCUUCCUGUAUACACUGUCCCAGAAGAAGAAAGAUUCCUUGUAAAGCGGAUUGGCCCCAAGAGUUUCCACAUGUUCCGUUGUGUUGCAAGAUACGGUUACAAAGACCUCCACAAGAAAGAUGAUGACUUUGAGAAAAAACUCUUCGACAACCUUUUCAUGUUUGUCCGGCUUGAGUCCAUGAUGGAGGGGUGUUCAGACUCGGAUGAGUACAGUAUAUAUGGCCAGCAAACUGAGAGGUCAAUGGAAGGCCUAAUAAAUAAUAAUGGCAACACAAUUGGAUCGACUGCAGACCUUACUAUCUCAUCAGUGGACUCAAUUGUGCCUGCUAAAUCUCCAUUGCAUGCAAACAAUACUAUGAGUUCAUCCAGUCAACUGAGCAUGCAGAAUGAGAUUGAUGAGCUAGAAUUUCUGAAUAAUUGUAGAGAUGCUGGGGUGGUGCAUAUACUUGGGAACACGGUUGUGAGAGCAAGGAGGGAUUCCAGGUUCUACAAAAAGAUAGCUGUUGAUUACAUUUAUGCAUUUCUUAGAAAAGUUUGCAGGGAGCACAGUGUGAUCUUCAAUGUUCCUCAUGAGAGUCUUUUGAAUGUUGGACAGAUUUUCUAUGUGUAAAUUUUCUGUCUAUCGUCAAUGAAACUUAUAUCAUACUGUAAAUGCCGAUUGUUUCACUUUUGUUGCAUUUUAAAUCAUAUUGGGAAUGCAAUUAAAAAGUAAAGAAAUGUUGAGAAAAUCUUGACAAAUGGGAUAUCUGUUUGUGCUACUCCUGUUGAACAUGGGGAAAUAUAUACGUUGUGGUAAAUUUUCAAUAA